Arabidopsis arenosa is the source of this 1868-nucleotide messenger RNA. The record is from the annotation of a GenBank genome assembly. NCBI's taxonomy places the organism in Eukaryota, Viridiplantae, Streptophyta, Magnoliopsida, Brassicales, Brassicaceae.
GGAUAUUUGUGUAUAUUCUCGUUUGUUCUUGUUUUUUUUUAUAAUAAUAAGAAGAAGAAGAGAGAUGUCUAAUUUGUAUGGAGAUUAUAACCAAAAGAUCGAUUACGUCUUCAAAGUCGUGUUGAUCGGUGAUUCCGCUGUUGGCAAAACUCAGCUGCUUGCUCGGUUCGCUAGGAAUGAGUUUAGCGUCGAUUCUAAAGCCACCAUUGGUGUUGAAUUCCAGACUAAAACGCUCGUCAUUGAUAACAAAACCGUCAAAGCUCAGAUUUGGGAUACGGCUGGCCAAGAAAGAUAUAGGGCGGUGACAAGCGCAUACUACCGUGGAGCAGUUGGGGCAAUGUUGGUCUAUGACAUGACCAAACGUCAAUCAUUCGAUCACAUGGCGAAAUGGCUGGAAGAAUUAAGAGGACAUGCGGACAAGAACAUAGUCAUUAUGCUAAUUGGGAACAAGUGUGAUCUUGGAAGCCUAAGAGCAGUGCCAACAGAAGACGCACAAGAGUUUGCACAAAGAGAAAACUUGUUUUUCAUGGAAACCUCUGCUCUUGAAGCUACUAAUGUUGAAACAGCAUUUUUGACCAUCUUAACAGAGAUUUACCGUAUAAUCAGCAAGAAAUCACUAACGGCUGAUGAUGAUGACGCCGAUGGUAAUUCAAGUCUCUUGAAAGGAACUAGAAUUAUCAUCCCAAGCGAGCAGGAGAGUGGGAAAAGAGGUGGAUGUUGCGCGUUUAUGCACCGCACCAAGAUAACCCCACCGUUCUUCUCCCGUGGAUGGGGUGGUCCGAAUCUGGAAUUGCUCGAGCGGAUGGUUCAACGGCUCUUCCCGCUUGAGGUUCAAGGUCAGAAUUGGCCACCGCCUUUGGUUCGUCCAGUCUGGAGGACUGUUUGGGAGACAAAGACCGCUACUUUGAGAGAAGGCGUUUUCCAGACUCCGUGUGCCGAUGAGCUAACCGCUGCUUUGCCUCCGGAGUCUCGCACCGCCAGAGUUGCUUGGCUUGUCCCUAAAAACGUUCCUCCCCAAAAGAUGGCUUGUGUGGUUCAUCUUGCAGGCACGGGUGAUCAUACAUAUGACCGAAGAUUGCGUUUGGGUGGACCGUUGGUGAAACAAAACAUUGCAACAAUGGUGUUGGAAAGCCCUUUCUAUGGCCGAAGGCGUCCGUUUCUUCAACGUGGUGCGAGACUCCUCUGUGUUAGUGAUCUACUUUUACUAGGGAGGGCAACAAUUGAAGAGUCCCGCAGUCUUAUUCACUGGCUAGACACUGAGGAAGGCUUUGGAAAGAUGGGUGUUUGUGGGCUUAGUAUGGGAGGAGUACAUGCUUCGAUGGUUGGAUCGCUUCAUCCAACACCAGUAGCAACACUUCCAUUCCUAUCUCCGCACUCUGCUGUUGUUGCAUUCUGUGAAGGAAUAUUAAAGUAUGGAACCGCUUGGGAAGCACUGAGGGAGGAACUUGCAGCACAGAAGAUCACAAUGACUCUUGAUGAAGUCAGAGAGCGGAUGCGAAAUGUUCUCUCCCUCACAGAUGUCACUCGCUUCCCUAUCCCCAAAAACCCUGAUGCUGUUAUCUUUGUUGCUGCAACUGAUGAUGGAUACAUACCAAAACACUCAGUGUUGGAGCUUCAGAAGGCGUGGCCUGGUUCAGAAGUGAGAUGGGUCACAGGUGGACACGUGUCUUCCUUUCUGCUUCACAACGAUGAGUUUCGCAGAGCAAUCGUGGACGGUCUCGAUAGAUUAGACUGGAAGGAGUCGUGGUGACUGAACAUACAUAACACAACCUCUUUGUAACACAAAGGGAGGGGUCAUUGUGUAAAUGUCUUAAUCUCCUCUUGUUGUAUCAUUUGUGUUGUUUUAAGAAUAAGAUUCUUUGCGCUUU